GGGUCUGGGGGGCGCUGCGCUCCCCGCGCAGCCGGCUGCCAUUUCAGCGCCGCCCGCCGCCCCGACCCCUCCAUUUUAUUUGUAAUUCCGCCCCGUGCCCGCCCGCAGCUGCCGGGGCUCCGGAUCGUCUCUCGGAGUUGCUUCCCCCGCCCUCGCCCCCCCCCUCCAGCGCGCACACAGCGCCAUCGCAGCUCGCUCGCUGUAACGCCAAUGGGCCGGUUUCUCUAGCUUCCCCCCCCCCCCACACACCCCACCCCUUGCAACUCCAUUGCUUUCCCAGGCAUGAGAAAUUGCAAAAUGGUCCGGGUGGCGAGUGUGCUGGGGCUGGUGAUGCUCAGCGUGGCUCUGCUGAUCUUAUCCCUCAUCAGCUACGUGUCCCUGAAAAAGGACAAUAUCUUCACCACUCCCAGAUAUGCCAGCUCGGGGGUGCCCCGAAUGUACAUGUUCCAUGCUGGAUUCAGGUCCCAGUUUGCACUGAAGUUUCUGGACCCUUCAUUUGUACCAAUUACAAAUUCUUUGACACACGAGCUGCAGGAAAAGCCUUCCAAAUGGACGUUUAAUAGAACAGCAUUCUUACAUCAAAGGCAAGGAAUUCUCCAGCAUGUUGAUGUAAUAAAAAAUUUUUCUUUGACCAAGAAUAGUGUUCGGAUUGGACAGCUGAUGCAUUAUGAUUAUUCCAGCCAUAAGUAUGUUUUCUCUAUUAGCAAUAACUUCAGAUCACUGCUUCCAGAUGUCUCACCUGUCUUGAAUAAGCAUUAUAACAUUUGUGCUGUUGUUGGAAAUAGUGGAAUCCUUACAGGGAGUCAGUGUGGACAAGAAAUAGAUAAGUCUGAUUUUGUUUUUCGUUGCAACUUUGCUCCAACUGAGGCUUUCCAAAAAGAUGUUGGAAGGAAAACCAAUCUUACAACCUUCAAUCCCAGCAUCCUGGAAAAGUAUUACAACAAUCUUUUGACCAUUCAGGAUCGCAAUAACUUUUUUCUAAGUUUAAAAAAGCUUGAUGGAGCCAUUCUUUGGAUCCCAGCUUUUUUCUUCCACACUUCAGCAACUGUUACAAGAACAUUGGUUGACUUCUUUGUUGAGCAUAGAGGGCAAUUAAAGGUCCAGCUGGCUUGGCCAGGAAAUAUAAUGCAGCAUGUCAACAGGUACUGGAAAAAUAAACAUUUGUCUCCCAAGCGACUGAGCACAGGUAUUCUUAUGUAUACCCUUGCUUCUGCAAUAUGUGAAGAGAUCCACUUGUAUGGGUUUUGGCCAUUUGGAUUUGAUCCUAACACCAGGGAAGACCUCCCAUACCAUUACUACGAUAAAAAAGGAACAAAGUUCACUACCAAGUGGCAGGAGUCCCACCAGCUGCCUGCAGAAUUCCAGCUGCUCUACAAAAUGCAUGGUGAAGGACUAACUAAACUGACUUUGUCACAUUGUGCCUAAGAACUUAAAACUUGAAGUGCCAAAUGAUUGUUUAAAAAGUGCCCAAAAUGAAUUAAACAUUCUUUAAAAUAUAAUUCUAAAAAAAAAAAAGAAAAAAACCUAAAAUAUUUUCCAUAAUAUAAAGAUGCUUUUUAAUUGCCCUUUUCACAGCUCAUCAAAAGGUUUCAGCAUAUUUAGCAAUGCAGAAGCGUUUAUCAAAAUGUACUGACACUAUUCAUGGACCUGGAAAGUUUAAACUCUUUCAGAUAGGUAUUUCGCAUUUAUAGAUAUGCUACUAAAUACAUGUUUUAAAAUAUUUUCAUAUAUGUAUUUUAACAUUACACUAAAUGCCUCUAACCUCCAAAUUUUAAUGUUCCAUGAAGAUUAGAAUUAGAACCGUUAGUUUAAAAUAUUUUGCUUAUCUUACAGCUAUUACUAUUAGUAGUGAAACAUACACAUGUUGCCAUGGCUAAUUGGAGAAAGCUAAUUAACCUUUCCAUUUACUAUCAAGUUCUAGUUCUUUAGAAUGGACUCUGAUUUUCACAGCUUGCAUAUGAUCUGUGGUAGUGUGUUUUACAUUUUCCUAGGAAUAGUAUUAAAGUGAUGGGUCUUAUCAUAGCUAGAUAUAUUAAUUGUUCUUAGGUUACUUCAGUGUUUUAAUUCAGUUUGAGACAAAUCCUAUAGAUGGACCCAUUUAAAUCAAUGGGAAUGUUGUCAUUAACAACAGUGUAACAGAAUUUGGCUGUUUGAUUUUAAAAUUAAUGUAUAAAGAUUAAUAAUACAAUUUUUUUUAAAAAAAAUCUCUUCUGUGAUGAGGAGACCCAGGCAUCCAAGGAAGGGCCCUUCCUAAUCCUAUCCAAACAUCCCCAAAAGGGGCUGGCAGUGAUUUUAAGAAUAAGUGAUUUGAAGGAGGAGCACAGUUUAUAAUAGUCUCUUUGACCUAGGCUCUUCUAUUCCUAAACUCCCCUUCAUCAGUGUUCUUGCUGCACUCCCAGUCUUCACAAGCCUAACCCACAUAUUCUAAAGCCAUUGCAAGAAAUGGGUUUUCCACUUCAUAGCCCACUCCACGACCAGCCAAAGCCCUGGUCCUGCAAUGAGCUCUGCGCGGUCUCUGGAGUCCACCCAUGCAGGUCUCAUUAUAGGAUCAGGGCUCAAGAUAGAAAUUAGAUUUUCACAUACAUUGUUUCUUUUUCCUUUUAGUGCUACUGUACCUCAAGCAUAGUUAUUCUAUGUGUUUGGGUGAUACAUUGUGUUAUGUUCUAAAAGUGGCAUCCAUAUUGGAAAUACUAUAUCCCAUCUUGUAGCUCCUUCUCCAUGUCCCCCUAAAAAAGAUGUGCAGAAACCAGGGUAACCAUUACAUUGCUCCUGAACCAGGGUAUAUAGUUAUGUUUAAAAAAAAGUGUAAUGAUGCCACAUAAUUCAACAAAAAUCUUUCAUAGUUUUUUUUUAUUUGGGAGCAGUGAGGAUAAGCUCAAUGCCAGCAAUGGGAACGGAUUAAAAUUACUGGCUAAAAUUUUCAAACUUAGGUGCCAAAAGUUAUUCACCUAAUUCCAUAUUUAGGUAAAUAAAAAUUCACUGAAAUCCAUGGGAGAUACAGGUUUCUAACCACUUUGAAAAUCAGGCAACUUAUGUAUGGACCUAACUUUUGGGGACUAAGUUUGAAAAUGUUGGCCAUUGUGUCUCAGGCCAAUUGAUUCUAAUAUUUUUAAAUUAAAACCAUUAUACUUUAAAAUAUUCUAACAAUUUUAUAUUAUUUUGUAUGGCUUUAAGUUAAGAAUAACUAAUAAUGAUGUAAAAGAUCACACAUGCUGCUAUCUUAAUUUUUCCAAGAUUCUUUAUCUACAAAGUAGAAAUAGAAUUUAAGAAAGGGAAACUCCAGGUUAAUGUAAAGAAUGUUCUAAUCAGUGAGGAAUGGUCUCCCUCUUCCAUGGAAUCCACUGAAACCUCUGCACCUUGGCUUGAGAUGGCCAUACCGGGACUGGUGAAGGAUGGAAAUGGGGACCACUGCUUUAUUUAACAGAUGGAAAUGGGGACCCUAAGCAUCCAUGGUGAAAUGCUGACCCUAAUGAACUCAGUGGGAUUUGAUUUCAAUAGGAAUUUCUCCUUCAGUUCUUUUCUGAGUGAAAAUCUGCCUGAGAGUUAGGGUGAAAUUCUGGCCCUGAUCAGCUUUAUGGGAGUAUUAGCUCCCUUUCUAAGCUUUCACCUCCCUCAGGAUUCCCAUGUGAGGGGAGCACAGAGCCACCUUGCAACAACGUUAAAAAACUCUGAAUCCCAAUGACUUCUGGUGGAAUAGCAAAUUCUAUCCAGCUGACUUUGCACAUCAAACUCAGCCUGUGCUAUGUAGUGUUCUUAAAGUGAUAUUUCCACCCAUGAAGGACACCAGGCCCAUUCACUGAAUUGAAAUCCUGAAACAGCAAGAGUUUUAAAACCAUUUUCAAAAUUCUUCUUUGAUUGAUGGAGAGGACAUAAAUCACCAAAAAUUUGCUGGUUUUGUUUUGUAAAUAGAAACUUAAAACUGAAAGUGUUCGGGAGGAGGUUAGCCUGUAUCCAAACUCACAGAGAGUAUAGAAUAUGCCAUCAUAGUGUUAAUGGAUGACUUCAGACUCUUCUGAAAUCUGAACAUAUUAUUGCUAAAGUUUCUUGCCCAGUUGUGUAAGCCUGCAUCUGCUUUCCUGGUAUCUUUUUCUGUCCUGCUCGAUAUACUUAAGAAUUCAAAGACUAGGUUUACUAGUAUUACUUAUUACAGGUGUUGUUAUUAAGUGGCCUCAUAAUGGUGAGGUACCAAUGUAUCAUGGCUCCCUAUGAUUAAUUAUUGCUAUUUUAUUUAUUAUUUGCAUUGCAGUAACAUGUGGAAUCCCCAAUCAGGGAUUAGUUUUCCUUUAUGCUAGCCACUGUUCCAACACAAGACAAAAAGACAGUUCCUGCCCCCAAAGAGCUUACAAACUAAGAUAUACUCAGGUUAAGGAGCUAGGGCCCAGCCCUGCAAACCUCUACCUUCUGACUAGUCCUACUGAAGUCAGACGAAUAAAGGUCUACAGGAUUGGACCUGUCCCUUGUAACUCCUAAUCUGCCAUGUUACACUGUGGGUGUGAUUGCUAUGGUACUCCUGAAGUCCAGUGGGAUUCACGGACCACUUCCUUCUAGCUAUGGAGUGGCAUUGCUGUGUCCUUUGGGAGAAACUGCCUUUGAUGCCUUGCAAAGUGAUUGUGACUGAGGAAAGAGUGUGGGGAGUGUUCUAUUAAUUUAGAUGGAAUAGAUGGGCUAAAUGUGUUAGCAUAACCCAGGCACUAUCCAAUAUUAAACGGUGUUAAACAAGGUCUGGGGUUUGGUAUGCAGAAACUUCAGCCUACUUAGUACCAUGGCAACCACACUAUUAACUAUCCCUUUUAACCUUUUAUUAAAGAUACAGCAAGGAGAGAAAAACAGUUAAAGGAUGCAAAAUACAAAGUAUUAUGUAUGGCUUUCAUGUUAACAACAUCCCUUGUUCCCUUUCCCUUUAGCUGAAGAGAAUUUUAGACGGAAGAAAAAUCUUUGUUUGACAGUCAUUAGAUGGUACCAAAUAUGAUGGUAACUGUCCUUUUGGGAAAAAUUGAUGAAGAUAGUUGAGAUGGGCUGGAGCUGUUGUUCCUGAUACUAUUGUUAAAGUUUGAUCCUAUUUCAUCCCAGAUGGUGUUUGGGAUUCAGCUGGAGCCAAGUAGAGGUUGUGAUUUCUUCUGGGUCUCUCUGUCUGUCCUGGUCUGGUCAGGACAUCUCUCAAGAUCAGGAUGAUGAAGGCCCAGGGGUCCCAGGAGAUAGUGGGGUGGCAGCCAUGAUGGUGAAACUUGCUCCGGUAGCAAUUUUUCUCCCCAAAGUCUUUUUCUUUUAAGGACCCCAAAAAGGAAUAGUGGGUGGAAUAGCACAUCCCCUCAUUAUUUUGUCCACCAAUUAGGCCUACUUCUGGCACACCAAUUUGGGUUCACUAAUUUCUGGUUCCACAUUUUUCUUGCUUACAAGCAGGAUCAAAACACAGUCCUUGAGUUAUAUCAGUAGGCCUUUUUGUAUGCACUAAUUCUGUCUUUCUCCCUUUCGUACCUUUUCCAAUCAGCAUUUGUUGCUAUUGUGAUAUCUUAUGAACUUACACUGACUUUUUACAAUGGAUUUCACAAUUCAGGUAAAUUUGUAGGCCCAGAUAUUGCAGCUGGGGGUGCAGAGUGGGUAAGAGAGGAGGAACAGCCCCAGAAUUAAGUUCUGAGCAAUUGUGGGUGCCUGUGUUUAAGGAAGGUGAAAACAUUAUUUACAUAUUUUUCAAAAGGGAAGAAUGAGAGUUAUGUAGGGUAGGAUUCUGCACUAAUUAUUAACUAGGUAUGUCAAUUAAACUUUUCCACUGUACUUUACUAUUGGAUUGUACAUUAUGUGUGUGUUCACUAUGGAAUCUAAAUCCAUUCUUGAUUCUCUGCUAUGCAUAAUAGAAUAUUCCUAAUCUAAUUUAAUAUACACACACAAUCACUUAUACACACCUAAUUCUAUAAACAUUGUAUCAUAUUUUGUACUGUGUGGAACUCAAUCACUGGAGAACAGAAAAUAUUGUAGGAGGGUUCAUAGUUGGUAGCUGGCAUUUUAAUUAAGUGAUGGAUUAUUAAUUUCAACAGUGGGAAACUAUAAUUUUAAUCUAAUUAAGUAAAUAUGAACAAUUAGCAUCAUAUGUGUUUUAAUGCUGAGGCCAAUAUGUUGUAUAUAUUUUUCAGUUGCUGGCUCUCAACAAUAAGAAAUUAUAUUGGCCAACAAUGUCGAUGUUUAGCUACUGUACAUUGUUUACAUAACAUAGUUAUGUGCAAGUUAGGUACAUAGUUAUGUACAAGUUUAUAUUACUAAUGAAUUUAAUUAGAUGUAAUCACAAGCAAAUAUGCACUCGUCUAAAUGAAUGUUCUUUCCAUCCAGUCCCAUAGAGCAUCUUCGAGAGACAUUUUCAGAGAGGGGAACAAUCUACUUAGGGCCGGAUUCCAACACCUUUAUUCUAGUUUAAUAUCACCUUACUGCAUGGGUUAUUCCACUGUCUUCUUUCCAUUGACUUCAAUGGGAAUACUCAUGGAGUAAGGUAUUAAUGAAUCUGAAUAAGAGUAUCAGAAACUUUUAAAAUGCAGUGGACCUUCUUAUGAUGAAGUCAUCAUUUUUUCACAGUGCAGCAUCACUCGAAGCAGAAAUUCUCUAGAUCCAAAACUUUGUCUGGUACAUUUCAGUGAAUUCAAACAAUUUUGGAUCUAAAUCCACUUCACUAUGGAGUCCCAUGCUAUCUGAGUUCACUGUAAAUGCCACUGUUUAGCAUAGUGGCAACAUUUGGAUCUGAAUCUGUAUUUUGGGUUGGUGUCCUGAUCUGGAGUUUUGUUCCGCACUGCUCUACCAUUUCCUGUUCAGAAAGUGGAUUUAUUUUUCCAGUAGAGCUAGUCAGAAGAACUUCAAUGGAACCAUUUUCCAUUGGAAAAAGAGGUUCCACUGAAAUCAAAAUGCUUCAUGAAAUUGUGUUUGAAAAAAAAAAAAGGGAAAAAAGUUUCCAAAAUGUUAAAAUAUCCCAUUUUGAUAUUUUCAGAACAAAGUGUUUCAUUUUUUCCUUUUGAAAUGGUGUUUGUUUCAAUUUUAUAUUUUGUAUUAUAUAUAUUAUAAUAUAAUAUCAAGUAAAAAGCCAAAACUGAAACAAAACAUUUCAUUCAGCACCAAUUCUUUUUUUUUCUGAAAUUUUCUUUUGCAAAGAAUUCUGAAAUGUUCAGGUUUGUUUCUUUAUCAGAACAAAAACAAAUUUUGAAAACUCAAAAUCCCGUUCAAAAUGGAAAUUCCAAUCUCCACACAGAUGGAAUCUCCAGCUUUCUUUUCUCAUAAUUUUGCUUGCUAUUAUUUUCAUCUGUGGGCUGGAUUCUGUUUCUGUGGCUGCUCUUUUGCACCCACAAAAUGAAUUGCAAGUGCAAAAAUUAUGGGGACAAACGGCUCUGUAAAAGAGAGGUCACUCUUCUAAAACUAUAUCCCUAAUUGUUGAAGGAAGUAGACUAUGGAGUUUUGCCACUUAUACCAAGGCUGAAUGUGUUUAGUUUAAACAAAUGUUGUCUUCUUUAUAGCCUGUUUCUCUCCCCCUGCUAUCCCUUGCAGUGAAGUUAGGGUACUGUAGGGAAAAAGUCUCCUCUCAAAGGCACGCAGUAGAACUAGACUCCAAGUUCUGCUCUCUUCACAGGAACAGAACUCCCAAGAGAAGAAUAUCGGGUGGGAUCUACUCUGGGCACCUGAGAGGAGAAUUUUGUCCUUGAAAACAGACUAUGGUUUGAUAAGCACUACAGUGAUGCUAUAGCAGGGAGAAAGAGGCACUAGGUGCUAAGUGAGAAACAUAAAUAUCUUUAAAUAUCAGAAAUGGGAAUUCAGAAAAUUAUUGACAAAGGGCCAUAUCAUACCAUUGAUUUUUAUGCACAACUCCCCAUUGUUUUUUCAGAACCCCAUUGAACAUUUCAGAGCCAUCGAUUUCAGCUCGGAGUUCUGCUUCAAAAUCAAUGACACAAUAAGGCCCAAAGAAAAUUGCUUUUUGGUAUCAAUAUUCUUUGUUCAAGUUUGCUGCAAUGUGGAAAUCAUGCUUUAAAAAAAUUUGUUACUUGUAUCCUUCUGUUUUUCUAGAUGGUCUUUCAAAUCUGCUUUUGUUUAGAGACAAAAGUGAUUGGAUUCAUUAUGCAAAUUAAAGGAACACUAUUUUGGGGGCCAAUACUCUUCUCAUUGGAGUGAAUGGAAAGACUCCCAUAUGAUUCAUUCAGGGUAGGAUCAAGCCCCUCUUCUUGUCCUAAAUCUCCAUUUUCAAAUCAGUUUGUUUGGAGAAACUCACAUUAAGAGCCUGAUCCAGAAGUAUCUGUGCUGGUAAACUCCCUUUGACAUCAGUUUUGCCUGUCAGGACUGCAGGAUUGAGAUCAAUGUCUUUUUCCUAUUGUGUCUCGCUCAUGGCCCAUGUAACCCUGUUCAGGGGGGUGAACCUGAAAAGAGUCAAAGGUCCUGUUUGACACCUCCGCGUUCACAAGCCAAUGUCAUUGAAGGUCCAGAUUCUGCCACUUUUACAGUGAGUAGUUAGCACCUAACUCCAUUACUACUCCCUGUGGCAGACUCUGAUUGUAUUUUAUGGAGAGAUCAAAGCCAAGUGGUGCAAACAAGCAAAUGAAUGGGGUUGAAAGGGGAAGAUGCAGGGCCAGGAGCACCCAAUAGGUGUCCUGACUCAGCACUUCUCCCAAGCAGACUGACAGGGAGACCCUACAUAAAUUAAAGCAACUCGUCCAGCUGCUUUCCUCCAGCCGAUCAGAUUCUUUGAGUGUCAAGUGGCAAAAAUUGCACACCAUCCCAGGUAUUGAGGAGGGUAAAUCAUGCCUACAUUUGUUAUCUUGUUGGCUACACUCUUCCUGCCUUUCUCUUGCAAUCUGAAUUCCUUCUUGACUAUAUCAAUCUAAAUGGAUUCCUGAUGGUGAAGGGUAAAUAUGCACUAAUACAAGUGAAUGUUUCAAUAGAUAGGCAUAGAUGUAUGACAUUGUAUGCACAUAUGUGUCAUUUCAAAACAUUUUUGUUUAAAAUAUUGAAUCAUGGUUACUGGUUCCAAGGAGAAGGCCAUGAACUGUUCAAAACCAAUACAGCCCUGUCUCAUGAGGGUAGAAUGCCUACCAUGGGACAGGUAGCAAAUGGA
Molecule: messenger RNA, 9073 nt
Organism: Dermochelys coriacea (leatherback sea turtle)
Lineage: Eukaryota; Metazoa; Chordata; Testudines; Dermochelyidae
Gene: ST8SIA3
Product: ST8 alpha-N-acetyl-neuraminide alpha-2,8-sialyltransferase 3
Exons: 4
Coding region: 283-1425 (380 amino acids)
Biological process (GO): N-glycan processing; oligosaccharide metabolic process
Molecular function (GO): alpha-N-acetylneuraminate alpha-2,8-sialyltransferase activity
Source: RefSeq, a predicted model, not a curated record